AUGUCGAUUACUUGGGAUCUGACCAUCUCUUGUCGCAGACGUAGCUCGGUGUCGUCCCCAGCCAUCACAGCUGUAACCCCACCCCACUUCGCCAUUUCCCCUUUGACCAACAACACUUCAACUCCAUCUAGUGAAGAUGUUCGGCCAAUAAACGCCUCGCCCGUAUUCAGACCACCGUCACCGACCCCUCGAUUCAAUGGCUUCUUUACAUCAACCGAAAGCUCGCUUUCACAACUAUCUAACAAUGUCCCGAUAAACAAUACCACGUCUAACCCAACACGGGUCUCUGUUCAAUAUGGCCUUCCUCGCAAUCUGCCUCCAGCACCUCGACCAGUAGCAACUCGCUCUGUAAAAUCAACUCCCACAUCCACACCUUCACCAGACUUUGCAGCGAUGCGCAACAACUACUUGACCAUGCUUGCAAACAAGUCAACCCCCGAUACCCCGGCCUCCACGGUCGCACCCUCGGCGCUGAUCAGCGCUGAGGAUGCCCAGGCGAAGGCCUUCAAGGCCAUCGCUGAGCUCACAGCGUCGCCUGAAUUCCAGAGCCUCGGCGACCACUUCCCCAACGACUUUGGCGGUGGUGACGAACCGUUGAUCCCGUUCACUGCUACGUUUGAUGAGUCGCCACUCUUUGGCGAUGCCUCGCCUUUCCUCACUUCUCCCCACGACUCGAUACUCGAUGACUUUGGCACCAGCCCGAUGGACACCCCCUUCAGCGAGUUCCUGUCCACCCCAUUGAUGGGCAUGGAGGACAACUUCAUGGAGAGCCCGCUUAUUCGAUCCAACGACACACUGUUCGGGUUUGAAGAGGCGCCAGUUGUAGAACCUCCCCCCAACAAGCUGUCGACAUUCAGCCCCAGUACUCCCAUGAUGGACUCUAUGGAUUCUCCCCGUCCUACCGUCCGUCGUCGAAAUGUCACGGGUACCCGCAAAAACCUGACACCCGACUCGCUCAUCUCGAUGGACGCGCCAACUCAGAAGCGCAGCUACACUGCUCCGAGUGUAACUUCUCGCAAGGCCCUCCCAGCUGGCUUCAUUCGCAAACGCGGGUUCAAUGCAGCGUUUGGCGUUGAUGAGACCGACGAAGUGCUUCCCGAGCUGUCCCCCACGGCCACUGAGCAGGAGCAAAUCGAGUGGAAGCGGCGCCAGAACACACUCGCUGCCCGCAAAAGCCGGAAACGCAAGCUGGAGCACCAGCAGGGUCUCGAGGGGCAAAUCGACGACCUGAAGAGUCAAGUGACCAUGUGGCGCGAGCGCGCGCUGAUGGCGCAGGAAAUGCUUCGUGCCGCUGGGAUCAAGUUCAAUGUGGAGGCCAUGGGGACGUAA
This is a messenger RNA of Mycena indigotica, 1329 nucleotides long. RefSeq names its product Imprinted and ancient. The record is from RefSeq and is a predicted model, not a curated record. The coding region runs from base 1 to 1329 and encodes 442 amino acids. The transcript is spliced from 2 exons. Gene Ontology annotation, biological process: regulation of DNA-templated transcription. Gene Ontology annotation, molecular function: DNA-binding transcription factor activity. NCBI's taxonomy places the organism in Eukaryota, Fungi, Basidiomycota, Agaricomycetes, Agaricales, Mycenaceae.